AUGGAACGGAAAUCGAAGUACAUCACGGUACCAUGGAAUGAUAAAGAGAAGAAAGACGGUCUGAGUAUGGAUGGUGAGCCAGAUUGGAUCAGCAGAAUGGCGGAGGAGCAGGUGAUAAUUCGACAAUCUAGUGGAGAGGAAGCAGACCGCUCCUCCAGCGAGGGGGCUCCCGAGGAGGAUUCACAUGGAGUCUUUCACUUCGACGACGACAGAUUUGGUAAUGUGACUGUGUACAAUAAUAUUUCCCGGCAUCACAUCGCUGAUAAAUCCAGAAAUUCAGAAUACUUGAACGUUGGACAAAAGUAUAUGGUGAACGGGCAUAAAACGGACAGUCUCCAGAGUGGGCAGUCGCACAAAGUGCAUUAUGCUGAUGAUGUGGGAAUUAUUUCGAACAAAAACUCCCCUCCGAGUUCAAUAAACGCGCUGGACAAAACGACACAGAAAGAAAUAAGUCGGAGAAGGCGUCGACGAAUCUGUACAGUCAUUCUUUUGUUAUUACUGGCUUUAAUUAUCGGGUUUGGGAUCGGACUACUAGUGUAUUUCCUACUUCUAAACGAGGGAACUGGCGAAACCUUACAAGAAGCCCAGAAAGAAUCUGUUAUAGUGAAGCUUAAGCUACCAAUUUUAAAUGAAACAUACACAUCAGAAAUGGGUGAUAUCACUUCCGGUGAUUUUCGUCGAAUAUCAGAACCACUCUGUGAAGAGAUGAAAUUUUAUUUUCAACACGAAAAGGGCUUUGUCAUGUGUAACGUCAAUGAAAUAAGAAAUGUUUCCAGAUCAGUAGAAUGUAAAUGCAAAUCAAUCACACAUCAGUCUGGCCAUUCCUCGCUGGAGGUGGUAGUCGAUCUUACUUUCGUGGAGUCAAUGAGAGGAGAAGAUAUUCUAAGGAUAUUGGAUACCAAAGCCAAAAAACUGUUCUUUGAUGGAUUCGAGGUUGUAUUGAUUAAGAAUUUCAUCGUGGAUAUUAAGGGAAGAGGUCAAAAUGAUGCUUGUAUACCCUCACCUUGCCAAAACAGUGGACUUUGUCAGACGACAGACGAUGGCGAUAUAGCCUGUGCAUGCCCAACUGGAUGGACCGGAAGUCGAUGUGAAUUUGACGUCAAUACCUGUAUCCAGUUUCCUUGUGGAAACAACGGAGUCUGUCAUGAAAAACUCGGAGAAGAUUCGUGUAUAUGUAAAAGAGGCUGGAAUGGGCGUCAGUGCGAAAUUGACAUAGACGAAUGCAUGGAAGUGCCGUGUAAAAAUGGUGGAACUUGUGUCAAUACGAAUGGUUCCUUUUAUUGUACCUGUCCACCGUCCUGGGAAGGAUUGUAUUGUGACGUAGAUAUAGAUGACUGUGCGAAGACUCCCUGUCAGCACGGCGGUACUUGUAUCAAUGACAUUGGUUUUUAUAACUGCACGUGUCCUCCCAGCUGGACAGGAAAAAACUGCCAUGAAGACAUUGAUGAAUGUAACCUGGUCCCAUGUCAUAACGGAGGGACCUGUCAGAACACACAAGGAUCCUACCUGUGUUCCUGUGACUUGGGGUGGAUUGGUAAACACUGCAAUACUGAUGUUGACGAGUGUAUCAAUUAUCCAUGUCAGCGGGGUGGAAUUUGUCGCAAUACCAACGGAUCGUACAACUGCGCAUGCCCAGACGGGUGGAAUGGCCAAAACUGUGAAUAUGAUAAAAACGAAUGCCAAUCAAACCCUUGUCAAAAUGGUGGAUUUUGUGAAAAUACAAAUGGUUUUUAUCGCUGCCGCUGUGGCGAUGGAUGGAUGGGUCAAAACUGCCACAUAGAUGUUGACGAAUGUCUACAAUUCCCCUGCCAGCAUGGCGGUCUAUGUCGUAAUCUAAAUGGUACAUAUUUCUGUGAUUGUCCAUCGGGGUGGAUAGGACCGCAUUGUCAAUUUGAUGUCAACGAGUGUUUACGGACACCAUGUUCAAACAAAGCAGUGUGUAUCAACGAUAUGGGCUCUUACCGUUGUGUUUGUCCCGACGGACUCACGGGACAAAACUGUGACUAUGAUAUCAACGAAUGUGUAUCUUCUCCUUGUUAUCACAACGGAACGUGUCUUAAUACAGCUGGGUCUUAUUCUUGCACGUGUUUGGACGGAUUUUCUGGGAAACAUUGUGAAAAUGAACUUUCCACGUGUUCCUCCAUCACCUGCUAUAAUGGAGGUGUAUGCCAGGAGUCCGCCGGAAAGGACACGUGCGAAUGUACGCCAGGAUGGACGGGUACCCAGUGCCAAUAUGACGUGAAUGAAUGUCAGCAAAACCCGUGUAAGAACGGAGGCGUCUGUAAUAACGUGAUAGGGUCUUUUGUUUGCACUUGUCCAGUCGGCUUCGGGGGAACAGACUGCUCUCAAGAUGUGAAUGAAUGUUUACAGAAUCCUUGUUCCAAUAGUGUGGCAUGUCAGAAUGUUCCUGGAAGUUAUACAUGUGUCUGUAAUCCUGGAUGGAAAGGCCAAGAUUGUGAUAUUGAUAUUAAUGAAUGCUUACUGAAUCCCUGUCAGAACUUAAGUCCGUGUACCAACAAUUUGGGUUCUUACACGUGCGCAUGUUCGCCUCACUGGACUGGACAAAACUGCAAUAUAGACGUCAAUGAAUGCCUUUAUCUUCCGUGCCACCACGGUGCACGAUGUGACAAUUUCCAGGGAGGAUAUGUCUGUUCCUGUAAGAAUGGGUGGACGGGACAAAACUGUGACGCAGAUAUUAAUGAAUGUGCGGAGUCUCCCUGUACCAAUGGGGCUCAGUGUGUGAAUGUAGAUGGCUCCUAUGUGUGUGACUGUCCCACCGGAUGGACAGGAUCCCUGUGUAGUACAGAUCUAAAUGAAUGUGAUCAGAACCCAUGCCAGCACGCCAGUGGGUGUAGCAAUCUCCCUGGUAACUACAGCUGUCAGUGUCUACAAGGUUGGACGGGAACAAACUGUGAAUUCGACAUCGAUGAAUGUGCCACUUCCCCGUGCCAGAAUAGCGGAGUUUGUGUGAACAUAGACGGAUCAUAUCGGUGUUCAUGCGGAAAUGGGUUCACAGGUCCACACUGUGAACAAGAUUUGAAUGAAUGUCAGAAUAAGCCUUGUAAUAAUGGAUUUUGCUGGAAUACUAAUGGAGGAUAUACCUGCUCUUGUUUCCAAGGAUGGACCGGGAUUCACUGUGAUAUUGAUGUGAAUGAAUGCCUGGCAACACCAUGUAUACACGGUACCUGCAGUAACACCUUAGGAUCGUAUCAGUGUCGCUGUACUUCUGGGUGGAGCGGGGUUAACUGUGAUAUAGAUAUCAACGAGUGCAAUAACAAUCCAUGCAUCAAUGGGUCCUGUACAAAUACCCAGGGUUCCUAUCAGUGUAAUUGUCAGAACGGCUGGUCAGGAAUCGAUUGUGAUUUAAAUAUAAAUGAGUGUGUUUCCGGCCCUUGUCAACAUGGCGGAGUCUGUCAAGAUCUACCUGGAUCAUUCAUCUGCAGCUGCCCCGUUGGAUGGACUGGACAGUACUGCGAUCUUGAUAUAGAUGAGUGUCAAUAUGGCCCAUGUCAGCAUAACUCGGUCUGUAGCAAUGCUCUAGGUGGAUACCGAUGUGACUGCACUCAAGGAUGGACUGGUCAAAACUGUGAAAGUGAUGUAAACGAGUGUGAGCAAUUCGUUUGUCAAAAUGGUGGAUUAUGUGCCAAUGUAAAUGGAUCAUAUUUGUGUCAGUGUCCGGAUGGAUGGACAGGACUACAUUGUGAACAAGAUAAAGACGAAUGUGCAGAAGGCAGAUGUCAGCACAAUGCACAGUGCUACAAUAGUGAUGGAUCAUAUGUGUGCAUUUGUCCAAAGGAAUGGCAGGGCCGAAAUUGUGAAAUUGAUGUAGAUGAAUGUUUGACAUCACCAUGCUUGAACGGUGGAUCCUGUCAGAAUCUUCCCGGUUCGUAUGUCUGUCAAUGCACACAGAACUGGGCGGGGCAAAUUUGCCAACAAGAUAUCGACGAAUGUUUGGCUCCCCCUUGUCAAAAUGGUGGAUUUUGUCAAAAUACACUUGGAAAUUAUUCAUGUACCUGCAGAGGUGGAUGGACUGGUAUUCAUUGUGAAAAUGAUAUCAAUGAAUGUCUGCUGAAUAAUGUAUGUGAAAAUGGAGGCUUUUGCAUCAAUACAGCUGGCUAUUACCAGUGCCAGUGUCCCCCACAAUGGACAGGAGAUAAUUGCGAAGUGGAUGUCAACGAAUGCUCAGACACGCCAUGUUUACAUGGAUCUGCGUGUACCAAUAACAAUGGAUCUUAUGCCUGUAUUUGCCGUCCUGGAUGGAUUGGAACGCGUUGUGAAUCGGAUAUAAAUGAAUGCAAUACACCAAAUCAAUGCAGAAAUGGAGGAAAAUGUACAAAUAUUGAAGGAUCUUUCAAUUGCGCAUGCCCUCUGGGCUGGACGGGGGAAACAUGUCAACUUGAUGUCGACGAAUGUCCUUCUCGUCCCUGCAUGCAUGGUGGAAUCUGCACGAAUCUUCUUGGGUCUUAUCAAUGUCAAUGCCAAACUGGAUGGACGGGGGCUAACUGUGAGCAAGAUGUAAACGAAUGCUUGAGUCAGUCGUCUUGUUUUAAUGGUGGACUUUGUACCAAUACCCAGGGUUCCUUUUUCUGUACUUGUGGGAUAGGAUGGACUGGGAAUGACUGUAGUCAGAAUAUCAAUGAAUGUUUGCAGAAUCCAUGCCAGCACAACGCCACCUGUGUUGACCUACAGGGUUAUUACAAGUGUCAGUGUGACAGUGGUUAUGCUGGAUAUAACUGUGAACUGGAUAAGAAUGAGUGCGAUAACAGCCCCUGCCUUCACCAGUCCACCUGUAUUAAUUUGAUGGGUUCUUAUUUAUGUAUCUGCCAAGCAGGUUGGACUGGAAAUAACUGUCAAUUAGACAAAGAUGAAUGCAGUAGCGAUCCUUGUCAGAACGGCGGAACCUGUAUCAACAGAAAUGGAUCUUACCAGUGCAGCUGUACCCCGGGUUGGACAGGAACAAAUUGUACUACAGAUGUUGACGAAUGUCAGGCGAGGCCUUGUAAGAAUGGCGGAACCUGCUUAAACACCUAUGGAUCUUACGUGUGUACUUGUCCGUUGGGAUGGACAGGUUUGAACUGUGAAAGUGAAUUCCACGAUUGUCUCUCGGAUACUUGUCUAAAUGGCGGAACGUGUUAUGAUCGACCUGGAACCUUCUUUUGUGCUUGUCCCCCAGGAUUUGCAGGACAGAUCUGUGAAAAUGACAUUAACGAGUGUUCAGACCCGCUAUCAUGUGUACAUGGUACGUGCAGCAAUGGUUAUGGUUCCUUUGUUUGCCAGUGUUAUCAGGGCUGGACAGGAGCAAAUUGUGACAUUGAUGUAAAUGAAUGCUUGACAACACCUUGUAGAAAUGGAGGAACUUGUUUAAACAUGGCUGGAUCUUACUCGUGUGCUUGCUCACAAGGAUGGAAAGGUCGAAACUGUUCAGAAGACAUAAACGAAUGUGUCACCUCGCCAUGUAUCCACGGCUCGUGUAAUAACCUACCCGGAACAUUCCAGUGUGUUUGUGAUAACGGAUGGACGGGACAAUUUUGUGAUCAAAAUGUGGAUGACUGUUUGAACAACCCAUGCCAGAAUGGCGGAACAUGUGUAGAUAAGGCAGACUCGCACACUUGUUUGUGUGUGGCGGGAUGGACAGGACAGAACUGUACUAUAGGUUAUAAGAUUACUAAUAUCGCUAACAGUCAGUGCGUAUCGUUGGUGUCGUGUAUACUUUUUGCCGGGAUAAAUUCAAAUCUGUGCGAAUUUAGAUUUCUUUCAUAUUAUUGUAUUGUAGAUGUGAACGAAUGUAUUGCCUCUCCUUGUGUACAUGGGUCCUGUAGUAACAUUUUGGGUUCAUUUUCCUGUAGUUGUCAAUCCGGCUGGUCGGGAAGACUCUGUGAUAAAGGUAUUCUGAUAACUGAAGAUUUGAAUGGUCUCAUUUUGAAUUGGUUGUGUAAUCUUUCAGUCUCAACACUUUUCUGUCACAUGACCAGAUAUUCUUUGUAUUGUCCAAUGAUUUCAGACAUCAAUGAAUGUUUAACCUCUCCCUGUGUCCACGGCUCGUGUAAUAACUUAGCUGGGUCCUUCCUCUGUAACUGUAAUGCUGGAUGGACAGGCGCUCUGUGUGACAUCGAUGUAAAUGAGUGCACGAAUUUUCCCUGUGUCCAUGGUACAUGUGGUAAUUCUGCCGGGUCAUUUGAAUGUACAUGUGAUCUAGGCUGGUCGGGAACUGUUUGUGAUCAAGAUAUAAAUGAAUGUUUAAGCACUCCCUGUGUACAUGGUACCUGCACCAAUAAGUUAGGAUCUUUCCAGUGUUCCUGUGAACUAGGAUGGACGGGAACUAUGUGUGACCAAGAUAUAAAUGAAUGUUUAAGCACUCCCUGUGUACAUGGUACCUGCACCAAUAAGUUAGGAUCUUUCCAGUGUUCCUGUGAAUUAGGAUGGACUGGGUCUCUGUGUGACCAAGAUAUCAACGAGUGUUUACUACUUCCGUGUGUCCAUGGGAAAUGCAGCAACAAUAUUGGAUCCUUUAAGUGUACGUGUGAUACAGGAUGGACUGGAAAUCUGUGUGAAAUAGAUAUUGAUCACUGCUCCCUGAGACCGUGUAUCCAUGGCGCGUGUACAGACACUGGCUCCACGUAUAGCUGUACUUGCGAUCCAGGCUGGACCGGACAAAAUUGUAGCCAAGAUAUAAACGAAUGUGUUACAUUAGCUCCCUGUGCCAAUGGAGGAACUUGUACAAAUGUUGACGGAACAUUCAUCUGUGCAUGCCCAUUGGGAUGGACAGGAACAACUUGUAGGACUGAUAUUGAUGAGUGUCUUGUGUCUCCUUGUCUUCAUGGCAACUGCUCAAAUGUGUUUGGGUCAUAUUCUUGUUUGUGUGAGGCAGGGUGGAUUGGAGCCAACUGUAGUCAGGAUGUAGACGAAUGUCUUCAGAUCUCUUGUUUGAACAAUGGUACCUGUGUGAACACACCGGGUUCCAAUUACUGCCAAUGCCCAGUUGGCUUGUCUGGUGACAGGUGCGACUUAGUAGAUAUCACGGAUAUUACGAUGACCUUUGACAUCGUUAACUUUCCUUGGGUGGAUGAUCUUGCGGACAACUCGUCAAUAAUUUUCCAAAGCUAUGCUGGAAGAUUCUGUCGAGACGUAGACAUAAUCUUUGCCUUUCGCGCAGCAGAUUACCCCGGUUAUCUGUACUGCAAAGUUGCAUCCUUUGGACAAGACCCUCAGAACAUAUCGAUAGUCCUCACAUUUGGGGGACAUGAAUACACCCCAGGAUUUGAUAAACAAUUGAGAGAAGCUAUAUUUGAGACAACUCGGGAAUAUCGAUACCUGAGUUACAUUGUUCAUUUGAUUGGUGAUGUUCUCAUUGUUUCCGGCAGAAUAGAACAUGAUUCCUGGAUCAGCAAUAUGACGAUGUAUAUAUAUGACGAUUUCCAAUACCGACCUGAAUACUCCGAUAUAAAUUCCACAGAAUUCAAAUCGUUUGAAAGUUCUUUCUGCAAUGAUAUUGACUCCUACUUUAAAAACGGCAAUUUGACAUCAAGAUACUAUCGAUGCUUCUUUGAUCAUAUAGGGACUGUACAGCCACACACGCUUACAUUUAUCAUGGUAUUCAAUGGUACAGAAACAGUUUCACGUGACGUAACCACUGAAGUGAUUAGUGCUGGAGCUCAGCAUUAUAAAGUUGGAAAUUUGGAUUUGAUGUUCAUUGGUUCUCAAUUUGUUUAUUUCCAUCGUGGGUACAAUAACAUCGCCAUUAACAUAUCAGAUUUUACAACCACCUUCGCUCCUCUGACGACAGAAAGUCCACUGAAAACGCUGAUCAACAUAACAUUUGUACUGAAAAACUUAACCUACACGCAGCAGUUGACAAACACAGAUUCCCAAGAGUUCAAGGCUCUGGCUUACCCUUUUUGUAGAUAUUUAACGGAUCUUUACUCAACUCGGGACCGAUUCAAAUAUAUCUACGAGUUAUGUCAAGUGAUGGCGUUCAUCCAAGAAAACGGAAAAGAUAAAAUCAAUUUCAUUCUGCAGUUUAAGGGGGCUCAAGAUCCUACACUACAAGAGUUUAUCUAUGGAAUCCUUAUAGAGAACGCCCCACGGGCAAUAGUUAAUGGCGAAAUAUCUAUAAUCGUGGGUCCACUGGCAGUAUUUGACGACUCCCUGGCUAUCAACCAGGCUACCGUCACAUACUCGCUGCCACCAGAUCUUACAACGCCCAAUACUCUGUUGACGGCAGCGCCCCUAGUGACGGACCCCUGUAAAGAUGCCCCAAACAACGCCAACCUACCUGUUCCUGGAAACUGCCAUCAGUUCUAUAAAUGCUCUUUUGGGAUUUCCUAUCUCUUUGAGUGUCCGGGACAGACCGUCUUCUUUCCCAAUAGAAACCAAUGUGAUAACAACGAUGACACAAUUAAAUGUUAAAUCGUUCUUUUGUUGUCUGAGAAAUCCAUUUUCAUGGACUCAUUUGAUAUAUUUAUUCAAUAUCUCAUGUUUAUAUCAUCGUAUCAUAAUUUUGUCAUAAUAUGAUAUUCUAUCAUACUUUGUUACCAUUUUCGUAUUUUAGUGCAGAUUUACCGUGCUUUAGGUUAGUUUUGUUAAUGAUCUUUUACAUUUCGAGCUAUCCGUUCAGUUUUCGCAACGGCCUUUGUAUCAUUAUUAUGUAGAGACACAAGUCUUGACAUUUUGACUGUUGAAAUGUUUUACAUAUUGGACACAAAUAAAUCAAGAUAUAUUUAUCUCGUAUUCAUGAAGUGUACGCUCCCAGCUUGUGAUCUUAAAUGUAUGGUGAUAAAAGGUUUUUUCUUUCAAGUUUUACAUCUAUUGUUUUAGAUCCUAAAUUGAAUUAAUUUUGUUUGAUUGAAGUUCCGAAUGUUUCUUAAGUUUCCAGGUUUAAAUAAGUAAUAGUCUUCAUCGUUACCCGCAAGUUUUUCAUAAUGGUGAUCAACACCACAGGGCACGAAUGACUGGAGGUUGUUAAACGCUAUUGGAAGUAAUGUUUCUGAACGCAUCAUAAAUGUCUAGGUGACCUCUGAUACCAGGCGCUCCGUCAAAACUAUUUAAUUAAGGCCUAUUCCUGCAGUUGCUGAAUUAUAUGUAUGUACUCUUAGUUGUUUAUUUGUCAUCUCGGAUCAGUGGUACUCUGACCUGUGUUGAAAAAAAAAUUCAUGACCAUGCAAUAAGACUUCGCAAAUAUUUUCCACUGGGUCUGAAUUAUAUGUUUUGCUUUUAUUCAUUUUUAACUAAUUCAUAUAAAGUUAUGAGAAGGCAAUUGAAAAUUAACAACUCAAUACAAUUCUGUUCGAAAGAAUACACUAUUGUUUUAGGGGUAACUAGGCACUACGGAUGUUAUAGUAACCCAUUUAUUAAGGUCUCUUGAAAAUAAUAUAUGCAUUUCAGAUAGAGUAAAAAGAUAACUCAUCUUAUAUAUAAGACUUCAUUUUAUAUUUAAUGUGACAUUCUCCUCUCAGCUUAACAUAAACAAAAGUUGCUACAAUGUAUUUGGUGUUCAUAUUAUUUACCCCAAACACAAAUGUUCCUUUUGCCCAGUGAGUGUUCUGUUGUCACUUAUGUUAGUAGUUACGUUAGUAGUAACACGUCUUAAAAGUAUCUAAUGACUUUCAGGGCGACUAUACAUCCGAGGUCGUUAUAUGUACACCAUCACCCUUGUCAACUAUUCUAAAAAAAGGCCCCGGGGUCAUAAAGCUUAGACGAACCCACCUUUAAUCUAAUUUUCACUUUAAUAAACGGAACAUAUAGUGAAUGAUGAGACUUAGAUCAAAAGUGAGCUCAUUUAAACUUUACUGCGCCGUAGUCUUAUUAAGGAUAGUCGACACGGGUGUUUUAGAUGCUAUAGCUGGUAUGUUCUAAGAUGAAUACACAUCUUUUACCUCAUAUGAAAUAUUAUACUUUUUAUCAUAUAUAAUUGAUAUGUUCACAUAGAAUGAGAGCGCAGUUGUUUGUGUAAUUACUUGGAUUUGCAGCUCAAACUAUUCACCUCUAAAUGUCAAAAGCUCCCAGUAUCUUCUUUCCAGUGAAAUAUAUUUUAUAGUAAAAUAUUUUGUGUUUAUUAUAUAUCAUCAAGCAGGCGCGUAGUUGCCUAUACGCAAGUCCGCAA
Ostrea edulis (European flat oyster) is the source of this 10099-nucleotide messenger RNA. RefSeq names its product fibrillin-2-like. The record is from RefSeq and is a predicted model, not a curated record. The transcript is spliced from 62 exons. NCBI's taxonomy places the organism in Eukaryota, Metazoa, Mollusca, Bivalvia, Ostreida, Ostreidae. The coding region runs from base 1 to 8406 and encodes 2801 amino acids. Gene Ontology annotation, cellular component: extracellular region. Gene Ontology annotation, molecular function: calcium ion binding; chitin binding.